Molecule: messenger RNA, 2766 nt
Organism: Sebastes umbrosus (honeycomb rockfish)
Lineage: Eukaryota; Metazoa; Chordata; Actinopteri; Perciformes; Sebastidae
Product: probable E3 ubiquitin-protein ligase TRIML1
Exons: 3
Coding region: 184-1827 (547 amino acids)
Molecular function (GO): zinc ion binding; protein binding
Source: RefSeq, a predicted model, not a curated record
CGACGGCAGAGCUGCAGUCGAGACGAGUCUCUCUGUUUCUCUCUAAAGAAACAUUCAACUGAAUCCAGCAGCUUUUUAUCAACAACACAGCAGAAUCUCUGCCAAACACUGAAACAUUCAACUGAAUCCAGCAGCUUUUUAUCAACAACACAGCAGAAUCUCUGCCAAACACUGAGUGUAGAUAUGUCUGCUGCCAGCUGUCUGCUGACUGAAGAUCAGUUUCUGUGCUCCAUAUGUCUGGAUGUGUUCACUGAUCCAGUCAGCACACCAUGUGGACACAACUUCUGUAAAACCUGCAUCACUCAACACUGGGAUAUUAAUGUCCUAUGCCAGUGUCCCAACUGUAAAAAGAUUUUCUCCAUAAGACCUGAGCUGCAGGUCAAUACUUUCAUCUCUGAGAUGGCUGCUCAGUUCAGACAGUCAGCUCAACAGAAAGCCAGCAGCAGCAGCUCAGAGCAACAAGCUGCCAAACCAGGAGAAGUUCCCUGUGACGUCUGCACUGGAACCAAACUGAAGGCCCUGAAGUCCUGCCUGGUGUGUCUGGUCUCCUACUGUGAGACUCACCUGGAGCCUCAUCUGACAACUUCAGGUCUAAAAAGACAUCAGCUGAUCGACCCUGUGGAGAACCUGGAAGGCAGGAUGUGUACGAAGCACGAUAAACUGCUGGAGCUGUUCUGUAAGACCGACCAGAUGUGUGACUGCAUGCUCUGCACUUAUUCAGACCACAAGACACAUGAUGUUGUUCCUCUGAAAGAAGAAUAUGAAGGAAAGAAGGCCGAGCUGGGGAAGACAGAGGCUGAAAUUCAGCAGAUGAUCCAGAAGAGAGGACUGAAGAUUCAGGAGAUGAAACACUCAGUGGGGCUCAGUAAGGAAGAUGCAGACAGAGAGAUAGCAGAUGGUGUUCAGGUCUUCACCGCUCUGAAGGAGUCUGUUGAGAGAAGCCAGGCCGAGCUCAUCGACACGAUCCAAGAGAAGCAGAGAAAGAUAGAGAAACAGGCUGAAGGCUUCAUCAAAGAGCUGGAACAGGAAAUCUCUGAGCUGAAGAAGAGAAGCACUGAGGUGGUGAAGCUCUCACGCUCUGAAGACCACCUCCACCUCCUCCAAAGCUUCACGUCCCUGAACGCUGCUCCACCCACCAAGGAUUGGACAAGAGUCAGCGUCCGUCCACCUUCAUAUGAUGGGACUGUGGUGAGAGCUGUGAAUCAGCUGGAGGAGACGCUCAGUAAACAGAUGAAGAAGCUGUUUGAAGCCGAGCUGAAGAGGGUCCAGCAGUCUGCAGUGAAUGUGGCACUUGAUCCUGAUACAGCAAAUCCCAAACUCAUCCUGUCUGAUGAUGGAAAACAAGUUAAACAUGGUGAUGUAAAGAAGGAUCUCCCAGACAACCCAGAGAGAUUUGAUUAUUGUGUUUGUGUCUUAGCAAAGCAGAGUUUCUCUUCAGGAAGGUUUUACUACGAGGUUCAGGUUAAAGGGAAGACUCAGUGGGAUUUAGGAGUGGCCAGAGAGUCGAUCAACAGGAAGGGAGGAAUCACAGCGUCUCCUCAGAAUGGUUACUGGUCGAUAUGGUUGAGGAAUGAAAAUGAGUACAAAGCUCUUGCUGACCUUAGAGUAUGUCUCUCUCUGAAGUCUCAGCCUGAGAAGGUGGGGGUGUUUGUGGAUUACGAGGAGGGUCUGGUCUCAUUUUAUGAUGUUGAUGCUGCAGCUCUUAUCUACUCCUUUACUGGCUGCUCCUUCACUGAGAAACUCUACCCAUUCUUUAGUACCAGUUCUAACUAUGGUGGUAAAAACUCUGCCCCUCUGAUCAUCUCUCCUGUCAAUCACACCGAGUAGAACAACCAUUUGAUUUUCUACAGAAAUGUUCUCCAUCAUUUAAUGUAAUGAAUGUAUAUUAUUGGUGAUUUAGGGUGUAUACAUUGUAGAUUUAUCAGUUUCUGAUCAAUGAGUGUUUUUCUUUUUUUCUAUAGAUGUUUUUCCCUGAUGCUACUUACUACUACAACACACAGAUUUUACAGCACUGAUUGAUAUUAUCUAAUGUAGUCUGAUUUAUUCUAAUAACUGCAUGACUGCAAAACUGUUAAAUCAUCAGAAAACAAUGAGCCUCAUUCACCAACCGUUCUUAAGAAGUAUUUUUUAAGUAAUUUAUAUUUACAAUUUAUAAUUCCUUGAUCAGGAAUAAGCUUCAAAACAAUAUCUGUAUUCAUGUAGAUCGGGCCUAAGAACACAUCGUGAAUGUAACGUAGACUUUUUUUAGGACCUUUAAGAACAAAUUUAUGAAAAAACUUAAAGAUAUUGGUGAGUGAGGCCCAACUUUCCUCAUAUACAAGAAGCACUUGCUGAAUCCUUAAAUGUCUGUGUGCCAAAUUAAGAACUUUUUAUUGUCUUAUCAUUGUAUAUAUUUAAUAAGUGUUGCAUAUUGGCACAAAUUUCUGGAGAAAGUCACGACACUUAUAUUUUAAAAUAAGAUGUUUUAAGGUUUUUAGUUUUUACCAUUUCAAAUUAAUGUACACAUAAGGGAUCUCUGUCUGGUUCGUUUUCAGGGGUAAAUUAAGGAUUAACUCUUGAUUCAUAUUUGUACAAAAUGAAUCAAUGAAAUGUGAUCAUAAAACAAUCAGCUGCAGUGGUUUUACACACCAGAGAAAAAUAAAUGUUUUGUCUCAACCGUCUGUUGCAUUUUCAUUUCAUAUUGUCCACCUCUCUGCAGACUGUUUGUAUAACCUGAACAAAGUGAACAAAUCCUCAACGGAAUAAAAACAGAGAAAGUUUCCACUG